Pterocles gutturalis (yellow-throated sandgrouse) is the source of this 1216-nucleotide messenger RNA. Its product is annotated as A disintegrin and metalloproteinase with thrombospondin motifs 7-like. Gene Ontology annotation, molecular function: metalloendopeptidase activity. The record is from RefSeq and is a predicted model, not a curated record. Gene Ontology annotation, biological process: proteolysis. Lineage: Eukaryota; Metazoa; Chordata; Aves; Pterocliformes; Pteroclidae. The transcript is spliced from 7 exons. The annotation marks the transcript as partial.
CGCCUGCUCCGCCGCUCUCCAGCAGCGACAUCGUUCAUCCCAUCAAGGUGGACGAGAGCGGAUCGUUCCUGUCCUACGAGUUGUCCCACCGAGCGCUUCACCGGAGGUCCCCCUCCUCCAGGAGCAAGUUUUUCGCCUUCUAUGAACUGCGUUACCAAGGAGAACCCCUGAGAUUCAACCUGAGCCUCAACAACCACCUCCUGGCGCCCGGGUUUGUCAGCGAGAGGAGGUACGGGGGGAUUGCGAACGCCAAGAUCAAGUCCCAUGCGUACAACUCCUGCCACAUGAUCGGGGAGGUGCGGAGCCAGGCGCCGCGGGGAGGUCUGGCCGCGCUCAGCACCUGCGAUGGGCUGAAAGGUGUGUUCCGGCUGAUGGACGAGGACUAUUUCAUCGAACCCGUGUCCGACGGCGUUCGGGAGGCUGGAGCAGCGCAGCCCCACAGGAUAUACAAGCGCCAGGCGCCCGAGCACGGGGCAGAGCAAGGACAGGGGCCAGCGGCUCCGCAGGAAACCUGCGGCGUGCGAGGUACGGUCCCUCCCCUGCAUUUUCGGAGGGAGCGGUGGGAACAGAAGCAGCACAGGACGAGGAGAAUAAAGCAGCGCUCCAUCAGCAAGGAGAAGUGGGUGGAAACGCUGGUGGUGGCAGACACCAAGAUGGUAGAGUACCACGGGAGCGAGAACAUAGAGAAGUACGUGCUGACCGUGAUGAACAUGGUGGCGGGUCUGUUCCACCACCCCAGCAUCGGGAACCCCAUCAACAUCGCCAUAGUGCGCCUCAUCCUGCUGGAGGACGAAGAGGAGGAUCUGAAAAUCUCCCACCACGCAGACAACACCUUGAGAAGCUUUUGCAAGUGGCAGAAGAGCAUCAACAUUAAAGGAGAUUCCCACCCCCUGCACCACGACGUCGCGGUCCUGCUCACCAGGAAGGACAUCUGCGCGGCGAUGAACAGACCCUGCGAGACCCUGGGGCUGUCCCACGUGGCGGGGAUGUGCCAGCCCCACCGCAGCUGCAACAUCAACGAGGACACGGGGCUGCCGCUGGCCUUCACCGUGGCCCACGAGCUCGGACACAGUUUUGGGAUUCAGCAUGAUGGAAGCAGCAAUGACUGUGAGCCAGUUGGGAAAAGACCUUUCAUCAUGUCUCCACAGCUCCUGUAUGACACGUCCCCACUCACCUGGUCCCGCUGCAGCCGCGAGUAUAUCACACGAUUCCUCGA